Messenger RNA from Pocillopora verrucosa, 3110 nucleotides. RefSeq names its product gamma-aminobutyric acid type B receptor subunit 1. Gene Ontology annotation, biological process: gamma-aminobutyric acid signaling pathway; G protein-coupled receptor signaling pathway. Gene Ontology annotation, cellular component: membrane; G protein-coupled receptor heterodimeric complex. Gene Ontology annotation, molecular function: G protein-coupled GABA receptor activity. The record is from RefSeq and is a predicted model, not a curated record. NCBI's taxonomy places the organism in Eukaryota, Metazoa, Cnidaria, Anthozoa, Scleractinia, Pocilloporidae.
AGCUUUUCAUGUGCUUGUUCUCCUACGUUCUAUUGACGAUAGCGAACAAAACUGAUCACGGUAACUCCAUGACCAAGAUUGACCUAUACAUCGGUGGCUUGUUUGGUGUCAACGUCAAAAAUGGCGGUUGGAGUACAGCUGGGGUCAUUCCAGCUUUGGAGAUGGCGUUAGAACAUGUGAACAGCGAUCCUGGCAUAUUGGUGAACUAUCAGUUGAAAUACGUGUGGAAUGAUUCCAGGUGCGAAAGUGGCGCCGGAAUUCGAGCGAUGCUGGGGUUAAUUAACACACAGCCUCACAAGAUUGUAUUCUUGGGUCCCGGAUGUUCGUUAGCGACCGAACCUAUUGCAGAGGCCGCGCUGUAUUGGCAAGCAGUGCAGAUUGGUUACAGCGCAUCAUCACCUCAGUUUUCAAACAAAGAGAAGUAUCCUUUAUACUUCAGAACCGCCACUUCUGAAACAAUGGAAAACCCAGCUAGAGUCGCGCUGUUAAAACAUUUUAAGUGGAAAAGAGUCGCCCUCAUUGUGGAAAACUUCGAUAUUUUUGCUACAACAAAAGAACAUCUCAUUCCCAUGUUAGAGGAAUCAAACAUCACCGUUAUUGCGGCAGAAACAUUCAUAGAGGACCCGUCUUCAUCAGUCAAAAAUUUACUGAAGGGGAAAGAUGCCAGAAUAAUCAUUGGAUUGAUGUACGAGGACAUGUUUAAAAAGGCUAUGUGCACUGCUUACAAGCAAGGGCUCUUUGGAAACAAGUAUGUUUGGAUAAUAGUUGGAUGGUACUUGGAGGACUGGUGGACAAAAACAGAUGAAGAGUGUACAGGAGAGAAUUUGCUUAAAGCUGCUAGUAACUUGAUAUUAACGUCUCCAUUACGUCUCAGUAAUUCACCACAACCCACAAUAUCGAAUAAGACAGCACAACAGCUCAAUUCAACUUACGAGGAAAGAUGUCGGCAUUCCAAUUUUACCUCUCAUGAGUACGCAAGUUUCACUUAUGACGCCGUAUGGACCAUCGCUCUUAUGUUGGACAAAUCCAUACCCCUACUUGGGGAAAAGAACAAAACUUUUGAAACCAUCAAAUACGGUGAUAAAGAAACAGCUGAGAUCAUGAAAGAUAUUCUGUUCCGGACAAACUUCACGGGAAUGUCGGGUCACGUGUCGUUUGAUCGAUAUGGAGACAGGCAAACAGUUGUGCUAAUUACUCAGAAGACAGGAGACAGUAAGAGAUUGGUCGCUACAAUGGAUGUGCGUGAUGGGAAACUGAAACUAUAUGGUGAUGGUUUUGAAUGGGCAGGUGGUCGUGUUCCAGUAGAUGGUGUAAAAAUCACUCAAAAGAUUUAUCAUGAGGGUAUAAAGACGACUGUUUCGUUCUACGUUUUGGCCUCAUCCGGUAUACUGCUUUGUUUGUUCUGUCUGCUGUUCAACUUCAAAUAUAGAAAUCACAGUUUUAUAAGAAUGUCAUCUCCGAAUUUCAACAACAUUACUGUCAUUGGAUGUAUGUUGGCUUACUUGGAAGUAUUUUUAUCGGCCCACGGUAGUUCUGGUUCAGCGGAACACUUGAACCAUGCUUUCCUUUGCAAUGUUACUGCCUGGCUUCUGACCACCAGUUUUACCUUCGCCUUUGGUGGCAUUUUUGUUAAAACCUGGAGAGUUUACAAAAUAUUUACCAACUAUCAAUUGAAAAAGGAGAUCCGCAAUUUGAGUAGUACUAGUCUUCUCGCAGUACUGAUGGCCGGUUGGUUUAUAGACGUCAUCUUCCUGUCAACUUGGACAUCUAUUGACCCAUUGACGACGAAAUUCGUGAACAUUUUCAAAACGGUUGACAAUAAUGACCCUGACCUCGUGGAGGAACUGUUAACCCGUCAGUGUACUUCUCACCAUUAUAAUACCUGGGUGAUGUCUUUGUGCGGACUGAAAGGGAUACUGUUAAUUUUCGGGGUGUUUUUGGCCUGGGAAACCAGAAACGUGCAUUAUCCUUCGCUCAACGAUUCGAAGAGCAUUGGCUUAGCAGUGUACAACAUGUUCAUGUUUUCUUGCUUGGCGAUUGUGGUUGGGUUUGUGGUUUAUCCUCCCCUUGAGACUCUGGUUCAAAGAUCGAUCGUGUUCGUGGCAGCCACGUCGACAGUUGCCCUACUCUUUAUCCCAAAGGUAAAGGUUUACAUGGCCCCCUCUGCGUCUGCAUAAGUCUCACGUGACUGAACAAGUCAUGUAACUGAUAACUUGUAAUAGACAAUAUAGAUAUGAUUCAGUGAAAUGUAUGAGAUUCACAAAUUUUUGACACCGCUGAUAGUAAGAUACAAGAUGUCAUAGUUACUGAUAUGUUAAAGAAAUGGACACGAGCUUAAAAGAAGAAGUCUUAAGGCGGCAAGCUUCGCCCUCUAAAAGAUUGUCUCAGUGGGGUUAACCGAUAGCCGUAAGACAGCCAAAAAAUUUAGACGUUAGGCGUAAAAACUGUUAAAUUAAGUCGUGAGAAAAGUUAAUCAAAAAUGAAAUUCUGGUGACCACAAUGGACAGAUACCAUUAAAAAAUGCACUGGGCUCAAUUUUGAAAAUGCCAUCAAUUUUACCCGCGCUUUUUUCAUUUUCACCUUGUGAUCUUAAAAGCCACGAGCAUUUUCUCCUAACUGACCAAGUCUUUUUCUAACACAUUGGUUCAUGAGUGGGCCCAGCAUCGUUCAUCGAGCUAUGAAGCGCAUGGGAAUUUAGAGAACACGACAAAUCCAUUCGAGGCGCAGCCGACAGGAACUUGAGCUCCUCGAGGCAUUUUAAAGAUGGUUCAUCAGAGAGUUCCCUCUUUUGAGAUCCAUGAAAACAGCCCUAUCAAAUAGAAGUCUUUUUAAGUAAUGAGUAAUCGAGCUUCAUUUUCAUAAGGCUUUUAGAGAUCGAAAGAAAAAGACAGGAUAAUGUUGUAAUUACUUCAUAAAGGUGCUGAACACGAUACCUUGAUUUUGCUUAAAGGAGAUUUAUUAAUUCACUAAGUGAGUCGAUGUGGAGUCCUUUUCUCAACACCAAUGGGGUUCUAACUUAAUAAUACAAAAAUUAAAAAGUGUUCAUAUAAUUAAUUCAAACAAUCACAAAGCCCUUUUCACUCGUAACCACUAGACGUGGUCAGCUUGUU